This is a messenger RNA of Nerophis lumbriciformis (worm pipefish), 2807 nucleotides long. RefSeq names its product CAS1 domain containing 1 (gene casd1). Lineage: Eukaryota; Metazoa; Chordata; Actinopteri; Syngnathiformes; Syngnathidae. The record is from RefSeq and is a predicted model, not a curated record. Gene Ontology annotation, cellular component: Golgi membrane. Gene Ontology annotation, molecular function: N-acetylneuraminate 9-O-acetyltransferase activity.
AAGAGUUUGUGUAGGGGCGGGGGAGUGAGUUAGUGGCGAGCUCACAGCUGCUUGUUGUCAUGGAGGAGCAAAGAUGGCGGUCCUGGCCUACAGCCUGGGCAAGCGAGAAAUAAACCAACAUUUUACCAUUAAAAACGCCAAGCUGGUAUCUUUGGUGCUCGUUAUACUGCUCUUCACAUUCCACACGGCUUCGCGGUAUUUCGGAGGCGGAGAUUCUUGUGAAUGGCUGCUGUCCAGCGGACGUUACUUGGGGGAGAACGUUUGGCAGCCUUAUGGCUGCAUGAUGCACAAAUACAAAAGCAUGGAAGCCAAAACUUGCCUUUCAAAAAAGCGAGUGGCCUUUAUAGGAGAUUCCCGAAUCAGACAGCUAUUUCAUUCCUUCAUCAAAGUUAUUGACCCUGGCCGAAGGGAUGGCGGUGUCAAGCAUGAAGACAUUUCUUUUGAAGAAAAGAGCUCCUCUCUAUAUGUGGACAUGCUGUGGUAUCCAGAGGCAAAUAAUUCAAUGAAGGAGCGCUUGAUAUCAUGGACACACGAAGGUUCCACAAAGCCAGAUGUUGUCAUCCUCGGUGUUGCAACAUGGUCUAUCAAGUUGCAUGGGGGCCGCAGUGAGACGUUACAGCAGUACAAAGUCAACGUGACAGCCAUCGGCAUUCACCUGGAGAGGCUGGCCGAGCAUGGAGAGGUCUACUGGGUCCUGCAAGACCCCGUCAAUGAGGAGGUGUUGAGCAAGGACAGGAAGAUGAUCACCAACCAACAGCUGGAGAAGUACAAUGAAGCGGCAGUGGACGCGCUCGGCGGCAGCAAACGUCUUGACAGUUCGCGGGUCAAGCUGAUGUCUGCAAAACGCCAGGCAGCGUUAGAGACAAUUGACCAGACGAGCGAUGGACUACACAUGCCUGAAAGCACCGUAGAUGUGGGAGCCAUGGUGCUGAUGAACGCUGUGUGCAACAAGCUCCUGAGGCCUAUCGAUGGCUCCUGCUGCCAGACGUUACCACCACCCAACCUCUUCCAGAAACUAUGCGCCUGCUUCUUCGUGGGCUCUGCCCUCGUCCUCCUGACCCUCCACAUCCUCGGCAACAACCGCCAACAUCGGCCUGUUCCGCCGGACGUGGAGAGUCUUGGAGAGAAAAAGCCAUCGACAGCAGCAGGCCCUCUGGGUCUGAAGGCACCGUUCCAGGCCUUGUGCAGGAUGGGAGUCAUCAUGGCGUACUUUUACCUUUGUGACCGGGCCGACGUGUUCAUGAAGGAGCAGAAGUUCUACACACACUCCACGUUCUUCAUUCCGCUCAUCUAUAUAUUUGUCCUGGGGGUGUUCUACAGCGAGAACAGCAAAGAGAGCAAACUAUUGAAUCGUGAUCAAACAGACGAGUGGAAAGGCUGGAUGCAGCUGGUCAUCCUCAUCUAUCACGUGUCGGGAGCAAGCGCUUUUGUUCCCGUCUACAUGCACGUGCGCGUGCUGGUCGCCGCUUACCUUUUCCAGACGGGCUAUGGACACUUUUCCUUCUUUUGGCUGAAAGGAGACUUUGGACUAUACAGAGUGUGCCAGGUUCUUUUCCGUCUCAACUUCCUGGUGUUGAUUUUGUGCGUGGUGAUGGACAGGCCAUACCAGUUCUAUUACUUUGUCCCACUCGUCACCUUCUGGUUUGUUGUCAUCUACGGCACGCUGGCCAUGUGGCCACAGAUCCUGCAGAAGCGAGCUAACACGAGCGGCAUGUGGCAUCUUGGUGUCCUGGCCAAGCUUCUGGGCCUUCUGGUCUUCAUCUCUGUCUUUGCCUUCUCACAGGGUUUCUUUGACAGCAUCUUCUCAGUCUGGCCCCUCUCCAAACUGUUUGAGCUCAACGGAAGCAUCCAUGAAUGGUGGUUUAGAUGGAAGCUGGACAGAUUUGCGGUGAUACACGGCAUGUUGUUUGCCCUCAUCUACCUGCUGCUGCAGAAGCGCCAGGUGCUGUCCGAGGGCAAAGGAGAGACACUGUUUUCGGCCAGGAUCUCCAACCUGCUCCUCUUCUUCUCUGUCAUCACCUUCAUCACAUAUUCUGUGUGGGCAAGCAAAUGCAAGAAGAAAAGCGAGUGCAACGAGAUGCAUCCAUACGUUUCUGUGGUGCAGAUCUUAGCCUUCAUUCUCAUUCGCAACAUCCCAGGCUACGCUCGCUCAGUCUACAGCUCAUUCUUUGCCUGGUUUGGCAAGAUUUCCUUGGAGCUGUUCAUCUGUCAGUACCAUAUCUGGCUGGCGGCGGACACCAAGGGCAUCCUGAUCCUGAUCCCGGGAAACCCUUCUCUAAACAUCAUGGUCAGCUCCUUCAUCUUCGUGUGCGUAGCUCACGAGAUCUCGCUCAUCACUAACGACCUCGCCCAGGUGGUUAUCCCCAAGGACACGGUGGCUCUGCUGAAAAGAGUGGGGGCUGUGGGGGUCCUGGCGCUACUGGUCCAGAUGAUGACCAGAGACAGUUCGCUGGCGCAUGGGACCUGAUUAAAACCUGCUGACUCAUUAUUUAAGUGGUAGGAGAAUGAGGAGGCUGCUGAUGGACAACAUGACUCGUCUGCCUGCUGUGAUAGUCGCACACUGAAGAACUAUUCCAAAACAAGUUUACAUGAGCCAUUAGUUCAAGCAUUUCAAGACUUACAGCAGACUGAAGGAUCAACACUCCGUCCACUUCACCUAUCAGCUUCUGUUUGAUGACCUUCAAUACUUCAAAUAUGCAAACUCGCUCUGACAUGACACAUUUUGCUAACUUUUUGUGUGAGUAAUCUGGUCCUGUGGUCAUCUGCUGUCGCUCUGAAAUUCUGUGUAAUACAUGUACAGUAUUUAA